AUGUCGUACCAUAACUAUCCGCCACCAUCCCAAUACCCUCCCCCUCAACAGGGUUAUUACCCACCCGGACCGGGGCCCCAGCAUAACGCACCUCCUCCUCACAGUCAACAUGGUUACCCAGCUCCUGGGCAAUACCCUCCUCCAGGUGGACCUCCGCCCGGGCCUCCACCUCCUGGACCUCAGGGAUAUGGUGCGCCAUACCCACCAAAUGGCCCUGGGCAUCCCCAGGGGUUCGGAGGUCCCCCGCAGCAGUACGGAUAUCAGGGUGGUUAUGCACCACCACCACCCCCUCAGGGCUUCCCACCACAACCAGGACCCCAACCAGGAUAUGGCGGCCCUCCCCCCUUUGCCACUCCCUCUGCCCCUCCUUCACCAGGGUAUAUCCCCGGACAAACUGCCAUUGGAGACUUCCGCCGUGAAGCCGACGCGCUUCGCAAAGCCAUGAAGGGAUUUGGAACAGACGAGAAAGCCCUGGUUCAGGUCCUUAGCAAGCUCGACCCGCUCCAAGUCGCUUCAGUCCGGGCAACCUAUUCCUCCCAUAUCCGCCGUGAUCUCUACGCCGACGUCAAAUCCGAAACAAGCAGCUACUUCCGCCAGGGUCUUCUCGCGAUUAUCGACGGUCCACUCCACCAUGACGCCGCAUCCGCCCGCGACGCAGUCCAAGGCGCGGGUACAAAGGAAUGGCUGCUAAACGACAUCCUCCUCGGCCGCUCAAACGCCGACCUCAACGCCAUCAAAUCCACUUACAACCAAAUCUACCACCGCUCCAUCGAGCGCGACGUUGACGACGACCUCUCUUUCAAAACAAAAACCCUCUUCAGCCACGUCCUACGCGCCGCACGCAGCGACGAAACGAAGCAGGUGAACUACCCCGCUCUCCAGUCCGAAGCACAACACAUCCACAGCGCCACGGCCUCGCGCAUGGUCAACAACGCCGACGAAGUCUCCGCGAUUUUCGCCCGCAGCUCGAACAAUGAACUCAAGGCCCUCAGCCACGCGUUCCAGCAACGCUACCAUGUUUCGCUUGAGACACACAUCGAGAAAGAGUUCUCCGGCCACAUGAAAGACGCUCUGCUGCAUAUGCUCCGGACCGCGUUGGACCCUGCGAUGCGUGACGCGAUUAACCUUGAAGAGUGCAUGAAAGGCAUGGGGACGAAGGAUGAGAGGCUGGUUGUUCGUGUUGUCCGUGUCCACUGGGACCGUCAGCAUCUUGCGAAUGUUAAGGCCGCUUAUAAGCAUAAGUACAAGCAGGAUCUCCUGCAGCGGGUGAAGGGUGAGACGAGUGGUGAUUAUCAGAGAUUGUUGAUUGCUUUGUUGGAGUAA
This is a messenger RNA of Aspergillus versicolor CBS 583.65, 1323 nucleotides long. Its product is annotated as annexin. Gene Ontology annotation, molecular function: calcium-dependent phospholipid binding; calcium ion binding. The transcript is spliced from 2 exons. NCBI's taxonomy places the organism in Eukaryota, Fungi, Ascomycota, Eurotiomycetes, Eurotiales, Aspergillaceae. The coding region runs from base 1 to 1323 and encodes 440 amino acids. The record is from RefSeq and is a predicted model, not a curated record. Gene Ontology annotation, cellular component: cytoplasm.